AUGCCACGCCAAAAAAGAAGCAGAGGGUUGCCUCCCUCCAAGUUUGGAGGUAUCGACGUAGAUAUCAUCGCUGGAGAAGUUAACCUCUACAAGUACAAUAAUCCCGGCAAGCAGGUCAAUUUCUGGACCAUUCACUCAAGUCUUUGCACUGAAAAUGAUGCCUUCAAGAAGUCAGGUGUCACUCAGGAUGAGCUCGAGUCCUUCUACAAUAAGUAUCACGUUCCAGAGUGGGACGAAAUGUGGGCUGUCAAACGGAUCCAAGACCUUGCCGUCCGUGGAAAAGCGCUGAAGGCCUUGGUUGAUUGGAAGGGCUUCCCUGCGUCAGAUCCUCGGUCUGAGGAAAACUGGCUACCUUUGGAUGGGCUCCAUCCUCGAUACAUAGACGACUAUUGCAAGCGAAAUGCCGCUAGCGGGAUCACUUUGAUCAAGGCCAUGGAGCAGCUGAGUAGGUCUGCUGCGCUCCUGGCCUGGAAAUCUAUAAAAGAGACUAAUGCUGGAAAGGAGAUGGCUCAGUCGGGAAAGUACAUCAUCAUCAACUCCUUAGCUGACGACUCCGCUUCGUCUCAAGCGCUCCACGAGCCCAAGCCGAAGAAGCAAGGAGGCCAGUCCGUGGAACCUACCCCUGACGCCAACCAGGCGAGCCUUCAUGUCAAUGACUUGGAAACUAAGACUGCAAGCAUCAGCAAGUCCAGCCUUGCGCCCAGAGAAUCGUCCGAAGGUGAUACAGAUGACAUUCAUGACGCAGAUGAGGGUAUAGAGUCCAUCUCAAAACGCUCGGAGGAUCAGACGGCAAAGCAGUCGUACAACCCUGUUGCCACUGUAAUCGACAGGGCGCUCACAGGAGCCUACAAAGUUGGAUCCAACAAGCUCCCCAUUGAGAUGGACCUUAGCAACCGUCUCAGAGAAGUGCUCACAAUAAUAGAAGCCAAGGCAUGUCGCAUUAGUAUCAAGCAAUCUUCCAAGGCGUCACCCGGGGGCUUUAAUGAGGCCUCCAUUCUCUUUACCCAUCCCAUGAAUGACGGUACCGUUAAAAAGCGAACCGUUGCACUAAGUCUCGAUGAAGUGGCGGCAGACCACGACGUAGCAGUCUAUGUGUUGAGGGAAUUUGUUAAAAAAUCCACUAUAAAGUGA
Giardia duodenalis is the source of this 1131-nucleotide messenger RNA. RefSeq lists its product as uncharacterized. Bases 1 to 1131 code for a protein of 376 amino acids. The record is from RefSeq and is a predicted model, not a curated record. The transcript has a single exon. NCBI's taxonomy places the organism in Eukaryota, Fornicata, Diplomonadida, Hexamitidae.